Pongo pygmaeus (Bornean orangutan) is the source of this 2592-nucleotide messenger RNA. It is a transcript of the gene PLPBP, whose product is annotated as pyridoxal phosphate binding protein. The transcript is spliced from 8 exons. Gene Ontology annotation, cellular component: intracellular anatomical structure. The record is from RefSeq and is a predicted model, not a curated record. NCBI's taxonomy places the organism in Eukaryota, Metazoa, Chordata, Mammalia, Primates, Hominidae. Gene Ontology annotation, molecular function: pyridoxal phosphate binding.
AUGGUGAGCAAUGAUUAGUUCACACGGCGCAAACUGGGCGGAACCGGAAGAUGGUGUGAGCCACGGGCUGCCGGGAGCGUGGGGCUCGGCGUCGGUCCCCGGGGGAUGUGGAGAGCUGGUAGCAUGUCGGCCGAGCUGGGAGUCGGGUGCGCAUUGCGGGCGGUGAACGAGCGCGUGCAGCAGGCUGUGGCGCUGCGGCCGCGGGAUCUCCCAGCCAUCCAGCCCCGGCUAGUGGCGGUCAGCAAAACCAAACCUGCAGACAUGGUGAUCGAGGCCUAUGGACAUGGGCAGCGUACUUUUGGCGAGAACUACGUUCAGGAACUGCUAGAAAAAGCAUCAAAUCCUAAAAUUCUGUCUUUGUGUCCUGAGAUCAAAUGGCACUUUAUUGGCCACCUACAGAAACAAAAUGUCAACAAAUUGAUGGCUGUCCCCAAUCUCUUCAUGCUGGAAACAGUGGAUUCUGUGAAGUUGGCAGACAAAGUGAACAGUUCCUGGCAGAAAAAAGGUUCUCCUGAAAGGUUAAAGGUUAUGGUCCAGAUUAACACCAGCGGAGAAGAGAGUAAACAUGGCCUCCCACCUUCAGAGACCAUAGCCAUCGUGGAGCACAUAAACGCCAAGUGUCCUAACCUGGAGUUUGUGGGGCUGAUGACCAUAGGAAGCUUUGGGCAUGAUCUUAGUCAAGGACCAAAUCCAGACUUCCAGCUAUUAUUGUCCCUCCGGGAGGAGCUGUGUAAAAAGCUGAACAUCCCUGCUGACCAGGUUGAGCUGAGCAUGGGCAUGUCCGUGGAUUUCCAGCAUGCGAUUGAAGUAGGAUCUACAAAUGUCCGAAUAGGAAGCAUGAUUUUUGGAGAGCGGGAUUACUCAAAGAAACCCGCCCCGGACAAGUGCGCAGCAGAUGUGAAGGCCCCGCUGGAGGUGGCACAGGAGCACUGAGCCAGGGAAUACUGAGAGUACUAACUGUGCACUAACCUAGAUUUUCAUUUCGAUAUUCCCUGUGUCCCAGCGCAGUCCUGCUCUCCUGUGACCUGUGGAGAGCACUAAUGAUCACAUGUGUUGAUGGAAACCAUCUGUGCUUAGUCUCUGACAUAGGAAGCUUGCUUCAGGCAGUGGCUUUGGAUUGAGUUUGAGAAAUUCAAACAUUUCUGCAGAACACAUACCAAAUCAAUAGCUAGGAAUCGUGUUCAAUAUUGAAUUCUGCCCAGGAGCAUGAACUGAUCCAUGAAUGCCUUUUCCAGGUUAAAAUUUGGUCACUGAUGCCUAUAAUCGUGGAAGUCAGAGGGAUUCCCCUUUUUCAUCUCAUUUUAAUAGGAAAUUCCUUAUGGUUAACAUCUCCCUACAAACUCCUACUACAUCAUCUAAAUUGCUGCUCUGGAAUAAGGUGAUUUCUGCCCCCAGAUUCUUCCCUAGCCGGUAGAUGCGUGAAGAUAUUCCCAACUGUGGAAUGGCAGUAUAGGUAGCUUCAGGAAAUGGCUCGGAUUAAUUCUCAAAACACAAAUUGUUGCUGGCCAGGCAUGGUGACUCAUGCCUGUAAUCCCAGCAGUUUGGGAGACAGAGGCGGAAGGAUCACUUGAGCCUAGGAGUUCAAGACCAGCCUCAGCAACAUCAGGAGUCCCCCCGUCUCUACAAAAAAAUUUAAAAAUUAACUGGGCAUGGUGGCUGAGGUGGAAGAAUCACUUGAGCCCAGGAGUUUGAGGCUGCAGUGAGCUAUGAUUGCAUCACUGUACUCCUGCCUUAAAAAAAAAAAAAAAAAAGUCCCAAUAGUCCAUCAAGGCUUUGAUCUCUUGGGGAGUUCUUCAUAGAUGCCGUCACAUUUCUUAAAGCAACCUUUUAAUAUGCAGAUAAUACCCCCCACCUUUUUUAGAGACAGCCUGUCUCUUAAAAAAAAAAAAAAUUAAUUUGGUAGUGAGAGCUUGUGUCACUGCCACUCUGUGGUAUCCCUGAAAUUAAGGGAUAACAUAAGCAGGACUUGGGCCUUUCUGACAUCAUCCUGAAGAGACAGGACUUUGCGUUUUUCCUCUGGGACCUACAGUGAUGAGAGUUUAAUGAUUAUCUCCUCCACUAUAAUCCUCUUUAGGGUGAUUUUUUUAAAUCAAAACCCAGUGAAUCUCAUUACUCCUAAGAAACGAAAGAGUCCUUCAAAGCCUUUUCAGGCACAUGGUUUCAACAAAGCCUGGCUUUGACGUUCCUUGUCCUGAGAAGCACUUUCCAGGCACAGUUACAGCUUCCCCACUGUAUUUACAAGCCAGAAUUGUGCAACUCUUCUGGAUCAUUAAUAAAGCAGCAAGAUCUUCAAAAAACCCAAAAACACCAUUCUCUAAUAGUCAUGACAAAUGGCUUCAGUAUGGCUUGUUUUUUAUUUUCCAGAUGGCUUUUUCUCUUAUUUUUUGAAGCCCCAGUCUUUGAUUUUACAAGUAACUUUCAAAACAUGAUGCUGCUGCCGAAUGUACUUUUGUAAACUUAAACAUUAUGAUUCCUGUAUUAUUUCAGUGAGAGCUACAGUGUGAUAUUUCAGAGUCUAUUAAAUAAAAAUGUGAGUUUGAAUUAUACCAUCUGUGCCAAUUACAAAGCAAUUAAAAGAUUUAUUUUUUAUGA